This is a messenger RNA of Trypanosoma grayi, 814 nucleotides long. RefSeq lists its product as hypothetical. The annotation marks the transcript as partial. The record is from RefSeq and is a predicted model, not a curated record. NCBI's taxonomy places the organism in Eukaryota, Euglenozoa, Kinetoplastea, Trypanosomatida, Trypanosomatidae. The transcript has a single exon.
AGUGUGCCUCGGGCUGUGAUGAUGGCGGCGGUGGGGCGUCCCGCGUUGUUUGUGGUGGCCGUCGUGCUGUGCUGCGUGUGUGGCUGUGCAGCGACGCCUGCCGAGGGCAUCAGUGGGCAGAGGAGGGAGGAAGUGGCGCUUGACCUGAAGCAGGCGAAGGAGAAGGCGGUUGAGGCCAAGAAUCUUGUGACUGACGCCAAGAGAGAGGCGGACGCUGUAAAGAGUGCGACGGAGCAAUUAAAGGCUGCGGCUGCAACGGCCUCAGCGGCUGCAGUGGAGCUAAAUAAUACAGUGAAGGCGUGUAUUGAUGCUAAUGGAAAAAUUGAAGAUGUGAUUCGUUUGGCUGAUGAAGCAAAAAAAAAGUCUGAAGAUGCUUCCGAUCUGGUGGAUGCCGUAGUGGUGGGGGUGGCAAAGAUUCUGAAUAGAACGGCAGAAGCAGAGAAGUUGGGGAAGGAAUCGCAGGUCGCGUCUCGCAGUGCCGCACGAAAAGCUAACGCAAAGGUGGCGGACCUCGCAGAGCAGGCAUCAGAGAAAGCAGAAGAGGUGAUUACGUUGCUGUCGCUGACACAGGCUAGCGCCGAGUUGACACGAAUCAACGAUGGGUGGAAAGAAAGGCAUUCGCUUGCUGCUGCCGCCUACGCUAAACAAAUUUUUGAAUACAGCAAUGAAGCAAAGGUAUUAUCUUCAAAACAAUACGCUGCAGUGUAUCCAUUGAGGAACCCUGCUAAGUCUGCAGAGGAGCUGGCGAAGAAGGCAGAGGAUGCCGCGGUGAUGGCUGGGAAUGCAGUGAAUGAGGCAUUUACGCGCGCAGAAC